UCCGCGUUCCGACUAUUUGUUUGAGCUUUGCGGAUGGUUUGGCGUCGCGCUGUGAAACAGAUUAGUAAUAAAUCGUAGUUUUUACUUUUAGACAUGGCUUUAAGCUGGUUAUUAUUGCUGCUGUUACUCUUCGGUGGGUUUUCUGCGUCACAGACAGCACCAGGAAAAAGCCGAGGCUUUGUUGGGUUUGAGGACCCUGAAAAUUCAGACCUCAUCAUUUUGGAUGAGGUGUCUUCGAAGACGCUGCAGAGUGGUUUGACCACAGUCUUCCUCCCAAUCAUCUACACCAUCGUGUUUGCUGUGGGACUGCCGGCUAACCUCAUGGCCCUGUGGGUGUUCCUCUUCAGGGUCAAGAAAAAACACCCGUCAACGAUCUACAUGGCCAACCUGGCUCUGGCUGACUUGCUUUUUGUCAUUUGGACGCCCCUUAAGAUUGACUACCAUUUUAAUGGCAACAACUGGACCUAUGGGGAACCACUCUGCAAAGUCAUGAUAAGCUUCUUCUAUGGGAACAUGUAUUGCUCUAUUCUGUUCAUCACUUGCCUCAGCGUGCAGAGGUACUGGGUCGUGGCUCACCCACUGUCCCAACAGAAGAAGAACAACAAAGUGGCUAUUGCCAUCUCUGUGGCCAUCUGGGUUUUCAUCUGGCUCACCAGCAUUCCUCUGUACCUCUACAACCACACUGCCAAGAUCAAAAACCUCAACAUAACCACCUGCCAUGAUGUCAACGUCAUUCAUGACACUGCAGAUCCCUUCCCUUCAAUCAAACACUCAUUCAACUACUUCAUCUUCAUGGGUACUGUUGUGUUCCUUGUGCCGUCUGUAGUCAUCAUCGUGGCUUACAUCCUUUUACUGCGGACCCUCGGACAAGGCAUGGGAGAUGGCACAGCUGCAAAGAACCGUCAAAAAGCAGUGAUGUUGAUCGUGGUUGUCCUGGUGUCAUUCUUAGUGUGCUUCAUCCCCAGUAACAUCAUGCUGCUGGUGCACUACUCUCUGCUGAAGGAUGGAGUGGUGAAUAAUGGCUAUGCCUUCUACAUCACCACCUUGUGUCUGGCUAGCCUUAACAGCUGCCUGGAUCCGUUCAUUUACUACUUUGUGUCGGAGGGUUUCAGAGAUCACGUGAAGAACACGCUGCUCUGCCGGAGCAACCGGACAGUGGAGAGGAUGAGGGUCUCAUUCAGUUCCAUGAAAUACUCCAAGAAGAGCAAAUCGUAUGAGUCGAGGAACACGGAGAGCAGCAAUUGCUAGCUAAAGAGAGGAGUCAAAGACAAACCGGUACCACCAAAACAUCAGCCGUCCGCUUUGGAUCUUUAAAUUUGAAGGGGACACCUUACUAUGAACUGCUGUGUGGUCACAAAUUGGCAAAUAGUUUUAUUUUUAUAUGUACAGGAGAGACGUUUAAGACUGCAGAAUGUUGUCAUGGUUGACAUUAGGUCCUCAAAAAAAAAAAGUUUCUCCUAGUAUUUGUGAUGAAUUUGGGUUCUCCCAAUAAUUUGACUGAGCAGUGGACUGCACUGAAAACCAGUAACAAAACAAAAAUCUGCACCAAGAGUAGAUCUGUAAGUUAUUGCGUUCAUUGUUGAUUUAUUGUUGCUUCUUGCUUCAUUGUUUUUUAUUUACAUAUUCAAUAAUUUAGUCCAUUAAGUUGUAAGUAAUUCAUUUCUCACAGAUGAAGUUAAUGUCUUUAAACUUUAAAUUUACAAUGGUAAAAACAAACGGAAACAAAUCCUCUUAUUUGAAAAACUCUACAUAGUCAACAUAUGGAAGUUUAUCUUAAAAAUCACUUCAUCAAUUGACUAAAAUCUGAGUUUAUUUUACCCCUGUCCAGCAAUUGUUUUAAGCACGUAUUUAAUUCAUGAGUAUCUAUAAAAUAAAAAGUAAAAUCUUUUAAUUUCUCACAGGCCAUGAUGAUGUGUUCAAACUGCUUUGUCUACUUAAUCCAAAAUUGAAACCUAUUCCAUGUACAGUGAUAGGAGCAGUAGAGAAGGUGAACACAUUUUGAAAAUAUGAGACACUGACUCAGUAAAAAUUUGUAAAAUUUCCAAUUUACCAGUAAUAGUUACAUGUAUUUUUCAGUCAAUCUGCCAUUUUAGUCUGUAGAUAUUUGUUUCACAUUUAUAAAUGUAAUUAAAAAAUAGGAAAUUUGAGUUCUUAUAUUCCAGUUCACUAAAAUUCUCAAUUCAAAAUGUAUUAUGUUUACAAUAAUAUAAAAACAAACAGUGAGAAUAUCAUUUGAGAACAUUAUCAUUUGAGACACUAACUGCUCAAAAUCUGAAAAUUUUACACUUUUUGUUUUCUUUUCAGUCUUCUAUUUCAUUGUUUAAAUAUUUGGCUGACUAAAGUUUCAAACCUUCAGUCUGUGAAAUCGGCUGUCAUUUGUUUUGUUUUUUUUUGUUUUUUUAAAUGAAAGAAUUCUUAAAUUAAUUUUACCAGCAUACUCGAGUACCUAUCUGUUAAUCAGUUUAAUUAUUUGUUGCAGUGGAGUAAAGUAUUGUGAGUAGUGAACUGUAGUGAGUUUAUUGGUUGUGACCUUGAUGAUUGGAUAUUACGUCAUUGUAGGUUUUGCCAGCGUAGCAACAGGAAAUUUGUUCUCUCUGUACUGACUGGAGAUGUUGUCCAUAAUUCUGAAUAUUUACUACCGUAACUCUGCAGCCUUUAGUGCCAAAGUAACCAUACUUGGCACAUAGGUAGUCUCAGUAGGUGUGAGUGACCUGGUUUGCAUAUCAACUAUGUCAGGGGUAACCGCUGACCUGGUUCAUCUGGUACCCCGCUGGGUACCAGAUGAACUUUGGAUUUAGAUCGUGCAUUCAGAGCUGAGAGGGUGAUUUGCUGAUUUAUUGCUUCUUGUUUAAUUCUUGUUGUCACCUGUUGAUUGCAUACAAAAGGUGGUUCUGUGUUUUUGUUUGUUUUUUUUAAUAAACAAAACAGCAUGAUACAGUU
Messenger RNA from Thalassophryne amazonica, 2940 nucleotides. RefSeq names its product proteinase-activated receptor 2-like. The transcript is spliced from 2 exons. Gene Ontology annotation, cellular component: membrane. Lineage: Eukaryota; Metazoa; Chordata; Actinopteri; Batrachoidiformes; Batrachoididae. The coding region runs from base 94 to 1248 and encodes 384 amino acids. Gene Ontology annotation, biological process: thrombin-activated receptor signaling pathway; positive regulation of Rho protein signal transduction; blood coagulation. The record is from RefSeq and is a predicted model, not a curated record. Gene Ontology annotation, molecular function: thrombin-activated receptor activity.